This is a messenger RNA of Cutaneotrichosporon oleaginosum, 1552 nucleotides long. RefSeq lists its product as uncharacterized. The record is from RefSeq and is a predicted model, not a curated record. NCBI's taxonomy places the organism in Eukaryota, Fungi, Basidiomycota, Tremellomycetes, Trichosporonales, Trichosporonaceae. Gene Ontology annotation, molecular function: NADP binding; flavin adenine dinucleotide binding; N,N-dimethylaniline monooxygenase activity.
CACUGGCCGAUUUCGCCCACUCGAACUUGGUCUUCGCUUCUCUCAUUUCCUCACCAGCAUGACCCAGGACCUGGCACCGCCCAUCCCCCUCCCGCCACUGACGCGUGUCGCAGUCGUUGGCGCUGGCGGGCCCAGCGGCCUCGUAGCCGUGGCUCAGCUCCUCGCGGCGGGAGUCGAGCCGUCACAGAUCCUCGCUUUCGAGAGCCGCGACCGCGCCGGCGGCGUGUGGAACUACGAGGCUGAGCCUGGGGCGCAACACAUCACGUGGCGUGCGGAGGGGCCGCCUAUCGUACGCUCUGACGCCGAGAUGGCGGCGCACGGCGCCAACGGACCUUCUGCAAUGUACGACCGCCUCCGCACCAACCUCCCAAACCAGAUCAUGAACUACCGCUUCGCCCCGUUUCCCAGGGGCACGCCCGUCUUCCCGACACAUCAGCAAGUCGUGGAAUACCUCCAGGACUACAGCAAGCGGCACGGCUUGAACGCCGUCAUUCAGUGGGGCGUGCGCGUUACCGACCUCUACCACACGCCCGGCGGAGGCGACGCGGACAAGUGGACGGUCGAGACGACGGCGGGGCGCGAGACGGUGUCGCACGUCAUCCUCGCAAAUGGGCAUUACAACGAGCCCUACCUUCCACCCAUCCCCGGCCUCGACGCGUUCUCCGGAGAAGUCGUGCACGCUCGCUGGUGGCGUAAUCCACGCCGCUUCCGGGGCCAGGAUAUUGUCGUUGUCGGCUCAAGAGCGUCGGGGAGUGACAUUGCACGCGAGCUCGCACAGGACGACGACGCGGUGGCCGGGGACGCCAAUGGCACAGCAGCGCGCACGAUUUACCAGUCAGUGCGCGGGCACAAGCCCGGCGACAAGGUGUGGGACGAGACGUUGCCAUGGACGCGACACAUCCACGUCGUACCCGAGAUCGUUGCGAUCGAGCCAUCUCCAGAGGGUAGCGUCCUGCUUCUCGCAGACGGCAAGAAGCUCUCUGGCGUCAAGGCGAUCGUGUUCGCGACAGGAUACCUCUUCUCCUACCCGUUUGCGAACAAGGCGCCAUUUGACACGCACCCCCUCACCACUAGCCUCGCACAAGCGCAAGAUGGUCUUCCAUCCGCAGGCGGACAGGAUAUCCGCAACCUCAACAACACCGACACUUUCUACCUCCCUGACCCCACACUGGCGCUCAUCGGCCUGCACUACCAGGUCAACCCCUUCCCGCUUGGUGAAGCAUCGGCCCGGCUGAUCGCUCGUGCUUUCACGCGCGGCCAGGUGCCACCUCUCCCACCACUUAUCCGUGCCUCAGACCGUCCAGGCGAGGUCAAGAUUGGCGCACCGGCAGAAUUUGAUAAUCAGGAUGCCUGGCUACGCGCAAUCGGUGAGGGCGGAGACGAGGGGACGCCAGAAUGUUGGCCCCAUAGCUCGGAGGCGACCCGCCAAGCGCGCAUCAACGCGCUCAGGAUGCGGAAGGAGGAGCUUGGUUAUUAGAUAUAAACUUUUGUUGCGGGGAUGUAUCAGCAGAGGUGCGCAAGAAGCCUCAGCCUAUGAGGAAAGGUCGGAAAA